CCGGUUUAAUGUCACUGGGUGGCCCCUUUAAACACUGCUAAACAACAGAAAGCAAAAAAAAAAAAAAAAAAAAAACAGUCAACAUUUCAGACUUACAUCUUUAAAAUGGCCCAGCUGCACGCCGGUUUGCAGCUCGACAACCACCGCCAUCCUCUGCGAAUAGGAUACUGCGAAAGACUUUGAGUGACUGCAGGCUCUCGCUUCGCUAACAGUACGCAGCUGUCUGAAACCAAAGCUAAAGGCUAUCUAGCGUCUGGACAUAUGAUAUAGACGCACUAACACACACGGGACAGGGACCUCGACUGGAUAGGAAAAAAAAAAAAAACACCCUCCAUCGUGUAACGUUGACAUGGAUAAAGAAGAAGCAGACCGGCUAAUAGAGAAGGCGAAGCUGUGUUUACGGUCAGGACGGAAAGAUCGGGCGCUGCAGCUGCUCUAUGAAGCCCAGAAUAUUUUCCCCAGCACCCGGGCCAGAGUGCUGAUAGAUGCCAUAGUAAGGAACGGAGGCCCUGCUACUUCAGAGGCAAACCACGUUCCCCCUCCAUCAGGCUGGAGGGAUGAAGACAUGAGAAACAACGAGAAGAGCAAUGCAAACAGUGACGAAAAGAAGAGCUACACCGAGGAUCAACGUCAGGGUGUUCUCAGAAUAAAGAAUUGCAAGGACUUCUACGAAAUCCUCGGCGUUUCCAAAAAUGCAAGCGAUGAAGAUUUGAAGAAGGCGUACAGAAAGUUGGCCCUCAAGUUUCACCCUGACAAGAACUUUGCUCCGGGAGCCACAGAUGCUUUCAAAGCAAUAGGCAAUGCAUAUGCAGUGCUGAGCAACCCAGAGAAGAGGCAGCAGUAUGAUCAAUACGGAGAUCAAUCCACAACCUCCAAUGCACCCCAACACUCCAGCCACAGUCGCCAUGGAUACCACAGAAACUUCCACAGAGACUUCGAGGCCGAUAUUUCCCCAGAGGAACUCUUCAACAUUUUCUUCGGGGGAAGGUUUCCCACGGGAAACAUUCACGUGUACACAAACCAGGGAGCCUCCUACUCUCAGUUCUAUCAGCCUCGUCGUCGACGUGCUUAUGAGAGGCGCGAGGAGGGGGUGGAGGACAACCAGAGUCAGAACACCUUCACAGCUCUCCUGCAGCUGCUGCCUGUGCUGGUGCUAAUCCUCAUAUCAGUGUUUACGCAGAUGAUGGCCACUAACCCACCCUACAGUCUCUUCUAUAAGCCAGCCAUGGGGCUGGUGGUGUCCCGGGAAACGCAGCACAUGGGUGUACCGUACUAUGUGGAUAAAAGUUUUCAGAAAGAAUACGGCGGAGCUGCGCUGGAUGAACUGGAGAAAACCAUUGAGAACGACUACAUCGAACAUCUGCAGAACAGCUGCUGGAAAGAGAAACAGCAAAAGUCCGACUUGGCCAACCUGGGACAGCUGUACCGAGAUGAUCGGUUAAAGCAGAAGGCGGAGUCCAUGAGGCUCGACCACUGUGAGAAACUGCACCGAUUGGUCGGGCGCCAGAGAGGCAAAUGAGGACAGUUUGAGAGGAGAACAUGUUUCUUUACGGACUUUACAACAAUGCGUUUUAUUGAAGUGUGUAAUUGAUCCAAGCAGGCCACUUUGUAAAGAAAUCUGGAUUAGGUACGGCGCAGUCAGUGGGAGAUAACACCGCUGGAAACAAUGUGCCUUCUCUCCUCUUUGAUGGUAGAAAAUAAGAGUUGCAUGUUAGCUGCCGACCAUGGCGGCAACAUCGAGUGCAAACUCACUGUGGCAGUGUGUUCGAUGUCUCAGAGCCUUUAAAGUUUCUUAUAGAAAUGGCAUGACAUACGGGGUCUCCCCUUUGGGUUUUGCAAGCAGUUCCAUGUUCACACAUUAAUGUUUUACUUGUGUAGGUUAUUUAGUUUAACUAUUUUUUGAAUGUGUUUGCGUCCUUGCUAAAAUGUUUUGUCUAUUUAUUUAUUAGUUUAUAGAGUGAAUGUUACUGGAGCAGCUUGGCUCAUUAUUGUUUUCUCUUAGACGGAAUUAAGUCCGACAACUUAAAAUGAUACUGUCGUCUUUGGACUAAAGGCAGAGCUUCAGUACUGUGAAAUGACAGAGUACCUUUUCUUUAUAAUCACAGCAGACGAAUCAGACUUUAUCAUUAGGGCCCGACCAAUCUGGGAUUUUGGGGGCCGAUACCAAUAUCAAAAUUGGGGAGUAAUAAAUUCUGAUACCGAUAAAUCAGCGGAUAUUGUCUUGGAGAGAGAUAGAUUUAGAUAAACACAUUUAUUGGUUGAUUGCUCAAAUGCAGUUAUAAACCACUUCUGGAGAAAAUAUGAUGACAAGAUGGUCACUCAACUGGAAAGUAGCUGCUCAUGUACGUGCAUUACCGCCUGACACUCUGGAAAGUGAUGUUUGUCAUAAUCCCUAUAGCGCCCUCUGCUGGAGAAAGAGAACUGCUAGUGAAAUAGAAUGAUGCUAUUUGACUGGUGAAUAAAUCUAGUUAUAUCGGUGCAUAUCUAAGAUAAAAUUAGCUGAUACCGAUAUUCACUUAAUAUGCUAAUAUCAGCCUUUAUUAUCGGCUGGCCAAUUAAUUGAUUGAUUGAUUAAAUUUAUUUCAGACAUAUCAAAUAAAAAUCAAACAUAUCAAAAAUACAAAAACAAAAAUGAAAAAGCACAAAAAUACAAUAAACAAAAAACAAUGUUCAAAUAAUAAAAAAAAAAAAAAAAAAGAAAGAAAAAGAAAAUUACAUAUAUUCAAUUGAUAUGCCUGAAAAGUAAUCAGUCGGUCUCUAAUUAUUAUACUUCAACCUUCCCUCUGUACGGUGGAUAAUCAGGCAGUUUGACCUCUAGAACUGUAGCAAAAGAAGGCAGAGUAACGUUUUCUGAAACAUGACCACAUUUCCCGAUUAAUGUGCUGAUAAUGAAAGUUUUUACCUGCCAAAAAAAAAAAACAAGCUUCCUCCUCCCUGCACUAAUGCUUACAAUUGUUUAUUGCCAUUCAGAAACUGCUGAUUCAGAUAUAAACACAUAUAAUUGAUGUUUGAGUGUAAGAGAGGACGUGUGUUGAAAGAAUAGGUUUUGUCUCUUCAUUUUUAUAAGCCACUUGACACCGAAAAUCCAAUUCACACUCCUGCACAUUGUUCUUUCUGAUGGACCUGGAAGAUGUAGAAGGCUCAUUUGUGGGUGGUAUCUGUAGUGUUACCAGGGUUUAAAUGGCAUGCCAAUACCUUCUUUUCAUGAACAAUUUUAAGGAUGGCUUCUCUAAAAAAUCAGGGAAGUGAUUUUAUGUUGUUGUUUUUUUUUUCCCAUCUGAAAAGUUGUCCCAACACGACUUAAAUGAUCCAUGUGAAAUUUAGUCUGUGUUCAGUUAAAAUUCCCCCUCGAGAUUUGUGUAGGACUGCAGUGAGCCUACUUUGCUGUUUCUGUUUAGUUGCUGUGUUGAGAAAGUACUCCACAGUAACGUAACAAGUGUCUGUUAGACGACAGCUAACGAUGCAGAUACUGUUAAUGUUUUCUGCCCAUAUUUAAAAAAACGUUUUUUAAAGUCCUGCAUUCUUUUAAUUUAUACUGAUGUUUAAAAAAACACAUAUCUAAAAUGUAUUCUUUAACAGAAUUAGCAGUUUAUUUCAUGUGCAUAAUACUCAAAAUAACACCUUCAAAAAGAAUGAGUGCAGUUGUUGUUUUUUUGUCAGGUCAUGUCCCGAAAAGGACUUUUGAACUUUAAUCCUUUUUUCCAAACCAAGAUCAUCCAAAAGCCAUUCAGACGCUGACAUUCAUUGCUGUGCACUAAGACUGCCAAACUGCCUUAGCUGUUCUCAUCCUAGUGAAUAAUUCAGGUUCAUCUCACGCACUUUUAAGUUAAUAUUUAAUCCUGUGUUCAAUGUCGUUCAUGUUGCAUGCAGCCUAGUGAGAGAGUGUUUUAUUAGUUCCAUGUUGAUUUCAUGCAACAAACAUUUUCCGGGACAACUUGACACACAUAACAUGGUUAAAAAAAAAAAUGUUCAGGUCCACACUGUAACUCACCCAACUGUAAAACCCAACUGUGAUACACAGAUGUAGGUUUGGGUAUCAGUUAAUGUUAGUUCACUGAAUAAAACACUGCUCAAUUCAGUUUUUAGCCAAAAUACAAGAACAUUAAAGAUGUAUACAGAA
Labrus mixtus (cuckoo wrasse) is the source of this 4120-nucleotide messenger RNA. It is a transcript of the gene dnajc18, whose product is annotated as DnaJ (Hsp40) homolog, subfamily C, member 18. Gene Ontology annotation, molecular function: Hsp70 protein binding. The transcript is spliced from 8 exons. The record is from RefSeq and is a predicted model, not a curated record. The coding region runs from base 350 to 1519 and encodes 389 amino acids. Gene Ontology annotation, cellular component: endoplasmic reticulum membrane. NCBI's taxonomy places the organism in Eukaryota, Metazoa, Chordata, Actinopteri, Labriformes, Labridae. Gene Ontology annotation, biological process: cellular response to misfolded protein.